AUGGCAAUAAUCCAGCAGGUCCUCCAAACCCUUCUGCUUCUCUUUAGCAUUCAGCUCGCCUUCCUCAUCUGCUCUGGUUUAGGUUCCAACUUCAUGAUCGGAGGCGACGUCCUGACAGCGGGGGGCCAAAACCUGACGUACAUGGAAUACUCCCUGACCCUGCAAUCUGAUUGCAACCUCGUCCUGAAAAAUGGCAGCACAAGAGUGUGGGAAACCAUGACAGGGGGCUAUUCAGCUGAGUGCUACGUCACUCUGGACCUGAACGGCAAACUCGCCGUUUGGCACCCACGUUUUCGCUACCCACUCUGGAGCAGCGGCAUUAUGUCCCAAGUUGGGUACUAUGCCCUCGUCCUCCGCUAUGACGGCACCCUUCGUAUAUAUGGUCCCCAGCUUUGGAGUGCUGGGUCCUCUUCGGCACAACUAACAGCAGGGAUUGUUGGUUGGACUUGGACGAAGACCACUGAGUCAGUGCUCUACUCCGGUGAUGUAGCACCCAUCGGAACCACGAUCGUUAAUGGGAACAAUGAACUCACACUGCUGGACGACUGCAACCUGGUGCUCAACGGCGACGGAGCCACAAAAUGGCAGACUGGUGUCACUGACCGAACCAUGCAUGACUGUUACGUUAACUUGGAAGCUAAUGGUGAGUUGAGAGUGAAGCAUUGGGGUGGUGAUGUUCUCUGGACUAACAGAGUGGCUUCACCCACGUAUUCGGAGUUUGUUCUCGUGCUGCAAACCAACGCCAUGCUCACUGUCUAUGGCCCUGUAAUCUGGUCUAAUGUCAUCUCCGGUGCUGUUUCCGGCAAGAUUGACACGGUCUCUGCCGACUAA
This is a messenger RNA of Dioscorea cayenensis subsp. rotundata (Guinea yam), 831 nucleotides long. RefSeq names its product mannose-specific lectin-like. Lineage: Eukaryota; Viridiplantae; Streptophyta; Magnoliopsida; Dioscoreales; Dioscoreaceae. The transcript has a single exon. The record is from RefSeq and is a predicted model, not a curated record. The coding region runs from base 1 to 831 and encodes 276 amino acids.